Messenger RNA from Didymodactylos carnosus, 1009 nucleotides. NCBI's taxonomy places the organism in Eukaryota, Metazoa, Rotifera, Eurotatoria, Philodinida, Philodinidae. The record is from the annotation of a GenBank genome assembly.
AUGAAAACAAAAACGUUUGCCUGUUUCUUUGAUAUUGAUGGAGUAAUAACAAAAGGAGCUAAUUUUAUUGCUGCUGCUAAACCGGCCAUACAGAAAUUAGUUCAACAAAAAAUACCUGUUAUCUUCGUCAGCAAUGCAUGUAUGCUAGAAAGUGAAAAAGCACGUCAGUUAUCCUUAUUAUUAGGUGUCAAUAUUCGUCCUGAACAAAUAGUACUUAGUCAUACUCCGAUGAGAAGUUUAACCAAUUUUCAUUCAAAACAUGUACUUAUAUCUGGACAAGGAAAUUGUGAAGAAAUAGCUCGCCUUACUGGUUUCAAAAAUAUAACUACUGUUGAUAGAGUAUGUGAAUCGUUUCCAGAACUUGAUAUGGUGAAUCAUUCUCAUCGAACUCAGCUGAGCGAAAUGAUCAAAACACAAGGUUUAGUACGCGAUGAAAAUUUUCGUCCAAUUGAUGCUAUUGUUUUGUUUGGUGAACCUACUAAUUGGGAAAGUUCAUUACAAGUCAUAACCGAUCUACUUCUAACAAAUGGAAAUCCUUCUGUUUUACCAAAUGAAAUUCCUUCUCCACAUAUUCCAAUCAUCGCCUGUAAUAAAGACCUUGUAUUCAAAGCAACAGCUGAUAUUCCUCGAUUUGGACAUGGAGCAUUUCUAACAUGUUUGGAAGCAUUGUAUAAGAAUUUAACAGGAAGUGAUUUGCAUUAUACAGAAUUCGUUGGAAAACCGUUUGGAAUCACGUAUGAAUAUGCCGAAAUUGUUGCUAAUACUUUAUCGGUGAGAAAUGGUCAUGAAUUAAUUGAAAAAAUAUAUUUCAUUGGUGAUAAUCCUGAUGUUGAUAUAUUAGGAGCAAAUGCCUACAAUGAACAGUUAAAGAUGCGAAAUGUCGAUGGUUUAUUGAGCGCAAAAGAAUGUGAAUCAAUAUUAGUAUGUACAGGUGUCUAUGAUCCUUUGAAAAAAAAUAUUGAUACCAAAAAUGUGUUAAAAAAGCCAAAAGUCAUUGAAAAUGAUGUAU